AUGGAGCCGGGAUUAAACUGCUCCGACCUGUGUGAGGGCAACUCCAGCUUCGGCAGCCAGGAGCCACAGCAACGGACCCUGCAGGAGCUCUGCACCGUGACAGUCACAUCUUCUGACCGCAGUGGGAAGAGCUCCCCGUCCUUCUCUGCUGCUCUCUUGGGAGUUGUGUGGACAUUCCUGACAGGAGGAGUCCUGCUGGCCCUCUUCUUUCUCGUCUUCACAAUUCGCUUCAGGAAAAACAGGAUUGUGAAGAUGUCCAGCCCCAAUCUGAACAUUGUGACCCUGCUGGGCAGUGGCUUGACUUACUCUAGCGCUUACCUCUUUGGGAUUCAGGAGCAGAGCCUGCUGUCCGGAGACUCGGUGGAAAUGCUUAUUCAGGUGCGGCUCUGCUUGCUGUGCGUCGGGAGCUCCCUGGUGUUCGGGCCUGUCCUGGGCAAAAGCUGGCGGCUCUACAAAGUGUUCACCCAGCGCGUGCCGGACAAGCGGGUGAUUAUCAAAGACCUCCAGCUGCUGGCGAUGGUGGCAGCGCUGGUGCUGGCAGAUGCCGUGCUGCUUCUGACGUGGGUAUUCGCUGAUCCAAUCCAGUGUUUCCGAAGCCUCAGCGUCUCACUGCGGGUGACAGAGAAGGGCAUGACGUGUUCCGUGAGCCGGAUGCAGUCCUGCGCCUCUCUUUACGCUGACCUUUGGCUCAUUCUCAUUUUAGGGUUUAAGAGUAUCCUGUUGCUGUAUGGGACAUACUUGGCCGGUCUGACCGAAAACGUCAGCUCUCCACCAGUCAACCAGUCCUUGACGCUCAUCGUUGGGGUCAACCUCAUUUUCCUGGCUGCUGGGACUGUCUUCUUAGUUCAUCGCUUCUUCCACGCUUGGCACAACCUGCUGUUUGGUUUCACCUCUGGGGGCAUCUUUGUGUGUACAACGACAAUCAAUUGCUUCAUUUUUGUCCCACAGCUCCAGCAGUGGAAAGCCUUUGAAGAGGAAAACCAAACUGUGAGCCACAUGGCCAAGUAUUUCACCAGCCCGAGCCGGAGCUGCCACUCGGCCUGCAGCGCAGAGCAGCUCUGCCAGAUGAUGGGGGAGAAGAGCUCCAUGCAGCGGCUGCUCUUGGAGAAAAACGCCGUGAUCGAAAGCCUCCAGGAGCAGGUGAACAACGCCAAGGAGAAGCUGAUGAGGCUGAUGGCGGCCGAGUGCGGCUGCGCGCCGGCGCCUGAGGCGGCCCCAUGCGCUGCCUUCCCCUCGUGGUGCCGGAGCGCGGGUGGGCGGCGCGGUGGCGGCGACGGGCUGCCCAUGGAGCGCUGUCCUGCUGAGCCGGCCGGCUGGCAGGCUCCCGGUUUGCCGAGCACGCCGCGUGGCCCGGUGCCCUGUGGCAUGCAGGAGUGCGGGGGUGAUGCUGAGGAGCUCCAGGGAGCCGUGAGCCCCGCAGCGCCUGAGGAACCCGCGUGCUCUCAGGCGCUGCUCUUUGAUGUAGGGGAGGGCGUCCUUGAGCACAGCCCCAAGGCUGUCCCCGAGCAAAGAGUGUCCCCAUGGACCGGGCACCCUUUGCAGCAGCUGCCGGGUCAGGAGCCCUCAGCUGCGGGCAGGGGAGCAGGGCCUCAGGGAAGUGGUGGGGUGACCAGAGUCAACUACGUGAGCAGUGAAAAGCUACAGGAGAUCUUGCAGGAGCUGAGCCUGGAUAGCAAAAUCAGCAGCCCGGCCUCACCUCGGGGGACCCCGCGAGGCAGCCAGGGCCCUCCUUGUGACAGGAACGACACGUGGGGAGCCCAGGGAACCUACCCAGACCCCUGCGCUCCCCUUGGCCUCGACCUGACGAGGCGGCAAAGGAGGCUCCCCCCGCCCGCCCCUUCCGCCUGCUUCCCCGGCUCCGUGUCCCCCCGCGCUUGGUGCAUGGUGACCAAGGCCGUGAGCAGGAUGCGAGGUGGGCCAAGUGCCUGGAGCCGCGAGGAGUCGGCACGCGUCUCUGCGGAGGAAGGAGAUGGGACCAGCGGCAGGAGGCCCCUCGAGCACACGGCGCCUCCCGCCGCGGCCGUGAGUGCCGAGCUCAGCCCGCAGCCGGUGGCGCAGCAGGGCUGGCGCGAGCCCCGUGCCCACGAGACAGGCAGUGCCCUCCCAGCUGUGUGCCCAGCCCUUGGCCACGAGCAGCCCCGCGACGACUUCGUGCAUCUCCUCGCGGCGCAGCGGGCUGCUCCCAGGGAGCCGGCGCAGCCCUUGCCGCGCUCGCCGCGCUACUACCCGGACUCCGACUCCAGCAGCAGCUCCGAGGAGAUGUUUCACUGCUGCCACCGGCCCUACUGCGAGCUCUGCUUCCAGGGCCCGCUCGACUCCCUGGACAGCAGCAGCACGGACACGGAGCCGGGCGGCUCUGCGGAUUCCUGGGCAGAGCAUCACAGCAGGCCUCAGCCCGUAGUGAAUUUCAAAGAAGAUCUGAAACCCACUUUUGUAUGACUGCCACCAUGCUAGCCCAAAGGCAAGCAUCACCCCUCUCCCAAAACACACUGUGUUUUAAACCAUACAAAAGAAAUACAUCCCCUUGAGGGAAGUGUGUUGCGCCCGGAUUCAGGUGUAGGAGACCAAUCUUAAGUCUCUCUAGGCAGCUCUUCCAGAUCCAGGCUCGGACUGCGGAUCCUGCUUGUCCGAUAAAGGGUUAGCAGCCCUCUGAGAAAGUGGCCCGUGGUUUCAUCCUGGCUGCUCGGAAGAGCUGCCUGUGUCCUACAGACACCGAGCUGCUCCCCAUCCCAGUGGCCCAGCAGAAAGCCGCGGGACUGAGGGGACUGUAGAGCUGGACUUCAUCUCGGAGAGAUCCCCUGGUUUCUUUGCCACACACAGCAGGCAGACAGACGGAGAGAGGACUUCUGUUCCCCAAGGCCGGUGCUGUGGAGCCUCCCACCAGCCCUACUUGCAACUGGAGCCUGGGAAC
Messenger RNA from Nothoprocta perdicaria, 2911 nucleotides. It is a transcript of the gene GPR156, whose product is annotated as G protein-coupled receptor 156. Gene Ontology annotation, biological process: gamma-aminobutyric acid signaling pathway; G protein-coupled receptor signaling pathway. The coding region runs from base 1 to 2439 and encodes 812 amino acids. Gene Ontology annotation, molecular function: G protein-coupled GABA receptor activity. The transcript is spliced from 9 exons. The record is from RefSeq and is a predicted model, not a curated record. Gene Ontology annotation, cellular component: membrane; G protein-coupled receptor heterodimeric complex. NCBI's taxonomy places the organism in Eukaryota, Metazoa, Chordata, Aves, Tinamiformes, Tinamidae.